Molecule: messenger RNA, 1889 nt
Organism: Seriola dumerili (greater amberjack)
Lineage: Eukaryota; Metazoa; Chordata; Actinopteri; Carangiformes; Carangidae
Gene: b4galt2
Product: beta-1,4-galactosyltransferase 2
Exons: 7
Coding region: 23-1174 (383 amino acids)
Biological process (GO): carbohydrate metabolic process
Molecular function (GO): glycosyltransferase activity
Source: RefSeq, a predicted model, not a curated record
AGGACGGUCACUUCACCCGGCCAUGACCCGGCUGAUGUUGGGCCGAACUCUGGAGCGCAUCUGUAAAGGCGUCAUGCUGCUCUGCCUGCUCCACUUUCUCAUCAUGAUGAUACUGUACUUCGACGUCUACUCGCAGCGCUUCGACCUCUUCAGCCGCUUCAACAACGGACGCAACGGAUCCAGGAAUAAUGGCAGUGGAGCAGCAGGGAGCGGACAUCAUUUUUACUAUUACAACCUCUCCAGGCCAAAUGCGACGUUAGCCAGCUACCUGGCUACGGGCGAGCAACUGGUGCCGAGUGUGCAGCCAGAGACCAAUCAGACGCCUUCUCCUAAGCCACUGCCGCCAUGCCCUGAGAACCCGCCCAGCCUCGUGGGGCGUUUGUUGAUCGAGUUCAGCUCCCAGAUGACGAUGGAACGAGUGCAGAAAGAAAACCCCAACGUGACAGAGGGAGGCCGCUACACCCCUCACGACUGUCGGCCUAGAUGGAAGGUGGCCAUUAUUAUCCCGUUCCGACACAGGGAAAACCACCUGAAAUACUGGCUCCACUACCUCCACCCCAUCCUCAGGCGGCAGAAGAUUGACUACGGCAUCUACAUCAUCAACCAGUUGGGUGAGGACACUUUCAACCGUGCCAAGCUGUUGAAUGUUGGCUACACGGAGGCUCUGAAGGAGGCAGAGUACGACUGCUUCAUCUUUAGUGACGUGGACCUGAUCCCAAUGGACGACCGCAACCUCUACCACUGCUACGACCAGCCGAGACACUUCGCCAUCGCCAUGGACAAGUUUGGCUUCAGGCUGCCCUACGCAGGCUACUUUGGAGGAGUUUCAGGCCUCAGUAAAAAACAGUUUCUGAAGAUCAACGGCUUCCCCAACGAGUACUGGGGCUGGGGGGGAGAGGACGACGACAUCUACAAUAGGAUCACUCUGAGUGGGAUGAAGGUGUCCAGGCCGGACAUUCGCAUCGGCCGCUACAGAAUGAUUAAACACGAGAGAGACAAACACAACGAGGCCAACCCACAGAGAUUCAAUAAAAUACAGAACACAAAGAACACGAUGAAGAAGGAUGGCAUCAGCUUUCUGACCUACAGACUGGUUCAGGUCAAGAGGCACCCGCUGUACACAAAUAUCUCUGUGGAGAUCGGCAAGCCACCCCCUCGGCCUGUUAAGGGUUAGAGAGAGACAGGGAGGAAGAUUAGGGGGGUGAUGCACAUUGACUGGAGGGAAAGGAUGGAAAGAGGAGAAUUUAAAUCAAGGACAUGAUGAAAAAACAUAUCCAGAGGAAUUGGAGGGGUGAAGGGUAAAGUAGCCACAAGCACGUGGCAGUUUCUUCUUUCUCUCUCUUUUCCCCCCUCUCUCUUUUUUAUUUUGAGAUUUCAGCUUGCCAUUUCUGUAUCGAGGACUCAGGCUCUUCCCAACUUUUUUUCAAGCAGCCAGUGGCUUCACACCUCCUACCUUUACCAAUCAGUGACUUCAGAAUUAGAGUGUGGACCAAAGCUUGUGUAUCAGUGGCUGAACGAAGGUUGGCGUCAAACUUGGAACUGAAGUUCUUGAGUCUUUUAAUUAACAAUCCUUUGUAAACUGGAGAGCAUCCAAUGGCAUAUCAUAUCACUGACAGGAAGUAUUAUUGAGUGCUUAAAAGAUUAGACAAUAAUGUCCUGUCGCACUUUGGAACGUUUUCACGGCAUAUUCUGGGAAUGAUGGACAGCGUCCAGAGGGGUGUCGGGGUGAUAUAAACCAAUGACUAGCCAUGAGAAACAUGGGCUGUUUACACGGAUACUAAGACAGUGUGAGAGGAUGAUGGAGACAAGAUGCGGUACCUGGUGGUUGGUAAAUUAAGUAUCAGGAAAAUAACAAACCCGGUGGAGGGCAGGCCUUACAAAGGCCAUCA